CCUUAUUGCCAUCACCCCAACCGUGGUCGUUGCAAUUGAGUGGAGCGGUCAAACUUGAAAUAGAAAAAGGGUGAAAGGGGUAAUAAAGCCAAUGAAAAAAGGAAAAGGAAGAAGGAGAAAAAGGCUGGCAGUUUGGCACUACUACUACCCGACCCGAUAAAUAUGAAAUGGGCCCACUUCUAGUUAUCAUGUUCUUUCAUUCAUUACCUUUUUUGGACCCGAUGGCCCAUGGCUCAUAGUGAUGGCAAUUUCAAAAAGAAUCGCAUGUAUUAUCCGACCUGAUUCGUGAUGGGGCUGGUAUUACUCGAUCCGCAGUAGUGUGGGGUGGGGCAUGGGUAUCUACUUCCGACCCGCCUUGCCCCGUUCUAGACUCAUUUUAUCUCAAAUUCUUACAAUAUCUAUACAUAUUUUUCCUAUUUUGACUUUUCUUCAAAUAGUUGAGUCGAACUUUCAACUUGUUAGGCUCAAUUAUCCAUUUUAUUAUCAAUAUUUUUCAUUUUUAAAGUGUUUUUCCCUAUGUUUUAUUGUAAAAAGUAAAAUUUACUUGUAUUUUUUUUAACAACAUGUAAGAGUGGGUCGACCCGCCCCGUCCCGCCCCAUACCGCGCGGGUUUUACCCACCCCGAUCCGUAGCAGCAUGGGACGGGACAUAGGAAUUGAGAUACCCGCCCGUCCCGCCACAUUGCCAUCACCAAUGGCCCAUACCCCCAAAGAAAAGGAAAAACCUCAUCUUUAGGUGAAGGGUUAUGAAGGGUACCCCAGGUGAGUGCUAAAUGACCUAACUGGGCAAUCUUUAUGAGCUGUAUUGACAAAGAUUGUAGUGCUGGUUAAUUUCAAAAUUGUAGAUUAUUGGUGGUGCUGGCUUGCUAAUUAAGUUUGUAAUGAGAAUCAGAAGAGUAUGUCGAGAUGUAGAUGAUAAAUAAUUGGGGUUAAUUGCAAGGUUGGUCACUGAGAUUACUAAAAACGUUCAUGUUUGGUCACUGAAAAUAUUUAAUUUCAUUCGUGGUCACUUAAAUUAGUUAAACACUUCAUGUUUGGUCACUCUCCGUCCAACUCCGUUAACUUUUGCUUACGUGGCGGUCAACUUUAAAAGUUGAUCGUUAAAUGUGUGACAUGGCAAUUAAAAAUAAUAAAAUAAAUAAAAUUUAAUUUAUAAAAAUUUCCACCUAGGAUGUGAGUAAACUCAACAAGUGGAACUUGACUGACACUUUCGCAAUUGGGCCGGUGUUACAUGCGCCGACAACAGAGUUGUCGAGCUCCGUUUCUCCGGAUGGGUCUCCCCGGCGAGCUCUCUCUCCGACUGGGCAACCUCACCCAACUCAAUACUCUUUCUGUUCGUUUCAACGCGCUUAGGGGAGCAUUCCGACCGACAUCACAAAAGAAAACAAAACUUCAUCCAUCAAUUAGAUACAAGCAGCCACCUUUCGCCAGCCUUAACGAUCUGAUCAUCACCAAAGCCGAAGGAAGGGAGGUAAAUCGUUUGCGUGCCUCACUCAUUCUCUCUCCUUUGUCUCCACAGGCAAUGAAUUAACGAUGAACCCGUAAAAAAUAAAAAUGAAAAACUAAAAGGGUUCUCCCUUGUCUCUAUCUUCUCUCUAGUGUAAUGGCAGCCGCAGGGGGCAGAAUGGCGACCAUCCUUAAUAAUAAAAAAUAGAACGGCGACCAUCUUCGCUGUCGUCGACAGGAAUGGUGCUGGACAGUGUGGAGAUCGACAACAUUGUGGACGUGCCAAUCAACGACACGCCGCCGAGCAAGCCACAACUGCACAGAAUGUCGGCCAACAAUUUCGGGGAGUCAUUUUGGAGGACGACGAGUAACUUUGGCAACUUCGGUAUGUUGUUCCGCAGGACCAGCAGCAGCGUGCUGAAGAAAAUUGCUGAGAUCUCGCCCGACGGGGGUAAGAGCACCGCCACUGAGACUGGGAGGCAGCAGCGGGUGCAGAGGAGGGUGUCGUCCGAUGCCAGCCGGGCGGUCGGGAUCUCCGGGGAAGGGAUCUUCCUACCGAGGAAGGAGUGGGAGGAGGAUGCCCGGCGGUGGCUGUUGAGGCCGAUUAAUCUCACCGGCCACCUACGAGACGACGGGUUGUGUGAUUGUCGACUAUCUGGUUAUUCACAUCGAAAAUGUGAAAAAAUUAUAUUUUAUUUAUUUUAUUAUUUUUAAUUGUCAUGUCACACAUUUAACGGUCAAUUUUCAAAGUUGACCGUCACAUAAGCAAAAGUUAACGGAGUUGGACGGAGAGUGACCAAACUUGAAGUGUUUAACUAAUUUAAGUGACCACGAAUGAAAUUAAAUAUUUAUAGUGACCAAACAUGAACAUUUUUAGUAAUCUCAGUGACCAACCUUGUAAUUAACCCUAAAUAAUUGUUUCCAGUUGAUCAACGACGGACAUUCUCGUAGAAGACUGAAAAAAGUCAUACAUUAUAAGACUCUAUACAAUUGUGCAGUCUAAAUAGAUUAAUAAAAAUUUCAAAUUUUG
Linum trigynum is the source of this 2475-nucleotide messenger RNA. Lineage: Eukaryota; Viridiplantae; Streptophyta; Magnoliopsida; Malpighiales; Linaceae. The record is from the annotation of a GenBank genome assembly.